CUUCAUUCCACUCACCUCCCUCAAUCCACCACCUCUCACUCUCGCUCUUGCUCACAUACCUCCUCCUCCUCCGCCGACGGCAUGACCACCCACAUUGACACCCUCUGGCUCUUCCUCUUACCCUCCAAAUGCACCCACGAUAACCUCCCCUGCACCCUCCUCCUCCUCCUCCUCCUCUUCCUUGUCGUCUCCUUCUUCCACUGGUCUCACCCCGGCGGUCCUGCUUGGGGCAGGUACUACUCCUGGAUUCGAAAGACAACCCCCGUGAUUCCUGGUCCCAGAGGCCUCCCUCUCUUGGGCAGCAUCCCUCUCAUGUCCUCCUCCCUCGCCCACCGCCGCAUCGCCGCCGCCGCCUCCGCAUGCAACGCCAGCCGCCUCAUGGCCUACAGCCUCGGCCACACGCGAGUCAUCGUGUCUUGCCACCCCGACGUCUCCAGGGAGAUCUUGAACAGCCCCGUCUUCGCUGAUCGACCCAUCAAGGAGUCCGCUUACAGCUUGAUGUUCAAUCGAGCAAUUGGUUUUGCUCCUUAUGGACUCUACUGGCGCACCCUGAGGAGAAUCGCUGCCAAUCAUCUCUUCUCUCCCAAGCAGAUAAAAGCGUCCGAGUCUUACAGGUCCGAAAUCGCUGCUCAAAUGGUGGGAGUGUUUGGAAGCGAGAUUGACGAUUAUAAAGGCUUUCCGGUUCGGCAUGUUCUCAAGAAGGCGUCUCUGAGCCACAUGAUGUGCUCCGUGUUCGGCAAGUGUUAUAGGGUGGACGAGUCAAACUGGGAAAUGGAGGAGCUGAGCCGGUUAGUAGAGGAAGGGUACGACUUGCUGGGUACCCUUAACUUGGGGGACCAUCUCCCUUGGCUUUCGGAUUUGGAUGCUCAGAGAAUCCGGCUCAGGUGCUCCAAACUGGUCCCCAAAGUGAACCGGUUCGUUGGUAAGAUACUGGCCGACCAUCGAGCCGAAAACGACCGAACGAACCGGGAUUUUGUUGACGUCUUGCUCUCCCUCCAUGAACCCGAUAAACUAUCCGACUCCGACAUGGUCGCCGUACUUUGGGAAAUGAUAUUCAGGGGCACUGACACGGUGGCGAUUCUGAUUGAGUGGAUAUUGGCGAGGAUGGUGCUUCAUCCUGACGUGCAGUCAAAGGUUCAAGCGGAGCUUGACCGAGUGGUAGGGAAGUCACGGGCCGUCACGGAGGCGGAUGUGGUGGCGAUGGUGUACUUGCCGGCGGUGGUGAAGGAGGUGUUGAGGCUGCACCCCCCGGGCCCACUGCUAUCGUGGGCUCGCUUGGCCAACACCGAUACCAGCAUUGAUGGGCAUCACGUGCCGAAGGGGACCACGGCCAUGGUGAACAUGUGGGCCAUAGCCCGGGACCCAAUAGUGUGGAGGGACCCGCUGAAAUUUAUACCCGAGAGGUUCGUUUCCAGCGAAGGGGACGGGGAAUUUUCAGUAUUCGGUUCGGAUCUCAGGCUGGCACCAUUCGGGUCGGGCAGAAGAACGUGCCCGGGCAAGUCAUUGGGCUUCGCCACAGUGACCUUUUGGGUGGCUUCACUUUUGCAUGAGUUUCAGUGGCUACCGUCGGGUGAGAACGAGGUGGAUCUAUCGGAAGUGCUGAGGCUAUCAAGCGAAAUGGCCAAUCCUCUCAUGGUCAAAGCGUGCCCUAGGCGUGGUGGGUUAGGUUAAAAUUAAGAUAUCAUAUAAAGGGCGAAAAAAAAAUAUGAGGUAGAGUGUGGAAGAAAAAUAUCUUUAAGAAAAGAAAAUGAUGGAUUGAAAUAGUUAUGAAUAAGCAUAUCAUAAAUAUGUGUAUACGGCGUGUCUUACAUAAUUUUAUGUUUAUUCGUAAUUAGUUUAAUCUAAGAAUGUUUCUAGGCUGAAUCUAUGUAGACUUGGCACUUAUCUAGCAUGCAUGUUUGAGGGGGUUGAUGCGAGCUGGAGAUAACAAACAGUACCAUGAACAUGUGGGGAAGACGAUGUUUGGAUCAGCAUUUAUGUAGUCAUAUGGGUCUUCAAUUUUUUCUUUCAGUGUUCUGUUUUUUUUUAUGUAAUUUAACAGUAGAGUAUCAAGUUGUUUUAAUAUUAGAAAAGGAUUAAUCUGUUGUCAUUGUAUAUACUGCUAAGUUAAUACAAGUGUCUACUUAGUUUA
Molecule: messenger RNA, 2131 nt
Organism: Prosopis cineraria
Lineage: Eukaryota; Viridiplantae; Streptophyta; Magnoliopsida; Fabales; Fabaceae
Product: cytochrome P450 78A3-like
Exons: 2
Coding region: 82-1671 (529 amino acids)
Molecular function (GO): heme binding; monooxygenase activity; oxidoreductase activity, acting on paired donors, with incorporation or reduction of molecular oxygen
Source: RefSeq, a predicted model, not a curated record